Molecule: messenger RNA, 1080 nt
Organism: Theileria parva strain Muguga
Lineage: Eukaryota; Apicomplexa; Aconoidasida; Piroplasmida; Theileriidae
Gene: memo1
Product: Memo-like family protein
Exons: 11
Coding region: 119-991 (290 amino acids)
Source: RefSeq, a predicted model, not a curated record
UUGGUAUGUCUUGUGAUUCUAUAACCUGUUAAUUAUAUUAUUCAUUUAUCUUUAUUGAUCAAAUAUUAUUAACGGUAAAUUAUUAAAAUUAUUAUAUUUCACCAUUGGAUAUUCCUAAAUGAGAGUUGCUACACAUGCUGGAAGUUGGUAUUCAAACUCAUCUGGUGCUCUUGAAUCUGAAAUUAAGUCUUCCUUUCAAGGAUUAACUAAUGCUGCUUACAAGACUCUUAAGUAUAUAAUUGCGCCACACGCUGGAUAUGCUUAUUCACUUAAAACUGCAGCUCACGCGUACAGUCAAAUCGACUCCGCUUCUUAUAAAACUAUCUUCGUACUAGGUCCAUCACAUCAUUUCUUUCUAAGAGGUUGUGCUGUUGACAGAUUCUCAUCUCUGCAAACACCACUAGGACCUCUCCAAGUUGAUGUUGAUAUUGUCGAUAAGCUUUCAAACCUCAAGGGCUUUUCUGUAAUCAACAAUGAAGCAUCAGAAGACGAACACUCAAUUGAGAUGCAUUUACCUUUACUCAGAUUCGUUUUCAAAAAGGAACCUGUUAAGGUAGUUCCAAUAAUGGUCGGAGAUUUCAGCGAAUCUCUUGCUGAUGAACUAACUUCUGCACUGGUCCCAUAUUUCAAUGAUGAGCGUACAUUGUUCGUCUUCUCUUCUGAUUUUUGUCAUUUCGGAUCAAGAUUUCAAUUCUCAAUCACUGGAUACGAGUCUGAAAACAAGCCUUUAUACGAGAAAAUUGAAAUGCUUGACAAACGUGGCAUUGACCUCAUCGUAAACCAUAAACACGACGACUUCCUCUGGUAUUUGACUGAAACUGAGAACACUAUUUGCGGUAGAAAUCCAAUCCUACUACUUUUAAGGCUUUUGGCUGCCUCUAACCUUAAUGUGACCUCAAGGCUUCUCCACUACUCUCAAUCUUCACGGAUUACAAGAGUUAGCGACUCGUCGGUUUCCUACGCCGCAAUUGUGGGAUUGGUUCAGAACUAAUUCAAAUAACCCAUUUAACCCAAUGAACCUAACUAAAUAAACAUGGAUACACUAUAAAAGUAUAGAGAUUUAAUUUACUAUUUGAUUUG